AUGAAUCUUCAGGAUAUCUGUGUUCCGAAGGACUCUGAUGCACCAGGGUCUGCUUCAUCAACCACACACAAUUUUGAUUCCAUCCUUUCAAAUAGUCUUUCAUCUUCAAAGACUACCUCACUAAGUAAUAACUCAGAAUCUACCAAGUCGGAGCUUAUCCAUUCAGAGUCUAACUCUUUAACAUCAUCCUCAAAGGCCAAGCGUGAUCAGCAAUUGGAGAUUCAGAAGAAACUAGCCGUUCAAAACCAACCUUCUGAUUUACCAAUAUUGAAAACAUCUGACCCUAAUAUUGAUACUGAAAAAGAUAUGUCGGUUGUUACUCCAUUUCUUGUGAAACAUAUCAGUGAUCAGACCAUGAUUCCAAAAGAUAAUUUCCAUCGCUAUUGUUAUAGACAUAAUCCUGACGUGAUAUGUAAUAAGAGAACCGAUGAGGCCAAGAUGAAAAAGAUCCAACAGCAAUUGGAAAAACUACCUUCAAGAGAUCAAGAAGCGAUCAGCCAUGUGUGGUCGAUCUUUAGUGCAGCUCCAGAUCAUCAUCGCUCCUUAAUUUUGCAAGGUAUUUUAACUCAAUGUUGUUUCCCUCAAUUAUCUUUCAUAUCUCAAGAAGUUAGUUCUUUAAUUAGGAUUGAUUUUAUUUCGACUUUACCUAUGGAAAUCUCCCUUAAAAUUUUAUGUUAUCUUGAUUGUGCAUCAUUAUGUAACGCAGCUCAAGUAUCAAGAAAGUGGAAAUCAUUAGCUGAUGAUGAUAGAGUAUGGCAUCAUAUGUGUGAACAACAUAUCGAUCGUAAGUGUCCAAACUGUGGUUGGGGACUACCUUUAAUGCAUAUGAAGAGAGCUAGAGAAGCACCUAUUCGAACGUCGUCAGAAGUAGAAGAUGAAAUAAACCGAUUAAAAUCAAAGCAGCAAGUUCAACAAAAAGCCGUUUUGAAGAAAAGGCCUUGGAAAUCUGUUUAUAGUGAACGGUUUAAAUUGGAAAAGAAUUGGAGAAAAGGUAUUUAUAAAAUAUCACACUUCAAUAGCCAUACUGAUGGUGUAACCUGUUUACAAUUUAAUAGAAAAUAUUUGAUGACUGGGUCCUAUGAUGCAACGAUUAAAAUUUGGAGAGUUGAUACCGGAGAAUGCUUAAGAACUUUAACAGGACACACCAAAGGGGUUAAAUCCUUAGUUUUUGAUUCUCAAAAAUUAAUAACUGGUGGAUUGGAUUCAACAAUCAAAGUAUGGAAUUAUCAUACUGGUCAAUGUAUAUCAACUUAUAGAGGACAUGAUGAUUCGGUUUCGAGUGUUGAUUUUCUGAACAAAACCAUUGUUUCAGGAUCAAUGGAUAAUACAGUCAAAGUAUGGCAUGUCGAUUCAAGAACUUGUUAUACUUUACGAGGACACACUGAUGGGGUCAAUUCGGUUAAAAUCCAUUUGCUAUCAAAUACAGUGUUCAGUGCAUCUGAUGAUACUACUAUUAGAAUGUGGGACUUGAAUACAAAUAACUGUUUAAGAAUCUUUGGUGGAAUUGAUAAUAAUGGUCAUAUUGGUCAAGUACAGUGUGUUAUUCCCUUAAUUUAUAAGGAUAAAUUAAUCGAAGACGACAAUGAAAGUGAUUCAGAAAUCAACCAUUGGGAUCAUCAACAACACCACCACCAACCACAACAAAACCAACCACAAAGUAAUAAUGACUUUAGUAGCGUUAACAAUGCCGACCUACCGGAAAAUCCGAAUUAUCCAACCCAUCUUUUAACUUCAUCUUUGGACAAUACCAUCAAAGUAUGGGACGUCAAAACCGGUAAGUGUGUUCGUACCCAAUUCGGUCAUAUUGAAGGCGUCUGGUCUAUCAGUGCAGAUACUUUCAGAAUCAUUAGUGGUGCUCACGAUAGAUUGGUUAAAGUAUGGGACCUACAAAACGGUAAAUGCCUACAUACUUUUGGUAAUAACGCCAGUGUUGGUUGUGUUGGGUUAAGUGACUCAAGUUUUGUUACAGGCUUGGACAAUGGUUGUGUCAAGAUGUAUUCAUUCGAAUAA
Messenger RNA from Hyphopichia burtonii NRRL Y-1933, 2010 nucleotides. Its product is annotated as ubiquitin-binding SDF ubiquitin ligase complex subunit. Gene Ontology annotation, molecular function: protein binding. NCBI's taxonomy places the organism in Eukaryota, Fungi, Ascomycota, Pichiomycetes, Serinales, Debaryomycetaceae. The record is from RefSeq and is a predicted model, not a curated record. The transcript is spliced from 2 exons. The coding region runs from base 1 to 2010 and encodes 669 amino acids.